CAAAUAGCCCUGGGCUCCCCAGGCUGCUCAGUCCAGCUCCUCAGCGCUCACUGUUUGCUCAGCUGAACGCUCAGCCGCAGGAACCAUGAAGCUGGCCCUGUCUCUGCUGCUGGUCACUCUGGCCCUUUGCUGCUCUGACGCAAAUGCAGAAGUGUGUCCAGCCCUUGGAAAAGAAGUGAUAAGCUUCCUAUUGGAUACUAAAGCGCGCUUCAAUGACAAGAUUCAAAAAUUCGAUGCCCCUCAAGCUGCUAAACAGGCCAAGCUGCAAGUGAAGAAAUGCGUAGACAACCUCUCCAUGUGGGACCGAAUAACAGUUGCCCACUUUGUGGUAACUUCAUUCUUUCUGCAUAGAGGCUGCUGCUCAGCUGCAUGGCCAGGAGAGAGUAAAAUUUGAGUGUAACAAGCAGCAUUCAUAAACCCCACCUACGAGGGCCCCUGCUUUCAAGGAUGCCCUGACCUUCCCUGGAAAAUGUAGAGGUUUCAAUGUCUUACUUCAAUAAAUCACUUGCCCUGCA
Molecule: messenger RNA, 515 nt
Organism: Myotis lucifugus (little brown bat)
Lineage: Eukaryota; Metazoa; Chordata; Mammalia; Chiroptera; Vespertilionidae
Product: secretoglobin family 1D member 2
Exons: 3
Coding region: 86-394 (102 amino acids)
Biological process (GO): signal transduction
Source: RefSeq, a predicted model, not a curated record